AUGGAAAACGCCACUUCAGAUAUCUCGGAGACUCCCAAUCAAAGACAAGCUCGUCUUCGCCUGACUCCAGAGCCUCCUCCCCUCCAACCCUCCUCAACUCCCUCCCACGAUCCAAGCGAUGCCUCCCAACCCCAACCCGAAGCCUCAACCCCACCCUUACAGGCACCUUCAGAAGCAGAUUUCUCUGCUCUCCUCCGCUCUGCUACAGCCGCCAAUGCUCCUGACCAACAAACACAACAGUCGCAAGAAGAAGAUCCCAUGAUGAAAAUGCUCGCGCAGCUAAUGGGCGGGUUGCCCAGCGGAGGCGUCGAUGGUGGUGGCGCUGGUGGACUUAGGCCUGAUGGGGGUCUCCCGCCUGGGUUGGCUGCCAUGAUGGGCGGCGUGCCCCCUGCCCAGAGUCAUGGUCAACCGCAGCGGGGAGCAGGGGCAGGGGUAGGAAGAAAUGAUUAUGUAUGGAAGAUAGUGCAUGCAAUUUUCGCAUUCGCACUCGCUAUCUACGUGGCGCUUGCGACUACGGCGAUAGGAGAAGGGUUUGUGGCCGGUAGGAUUGCCGGGAGAAGCAGAGGUGAGGAUCAGAUUGUAGGACGAGGGCAAGGAAAUGGGUCGUUGAAUCUCUUCUGGGCUUUCGCAACAAUAGAGUUGGUACUACAAUCUGCGAGAUAUUUUCUUGAGAUGGGAAGGACGGGGAGUCCAGUCGCGGGGGGAAUAGUGGGGAUGGUGAUGGGUUUGCUGCCGCAGCCGUAUAAGGGGUGGCUGGAUUUACUGAAGAAGUAUUCGGGGAUCUGGAGCACGAUUGUUGAGGACGGAUGUGUGAUUGUCUUUGUGGUUGGCUGGGUGAGUUGGUGGAGGGGUGCUGUUGGGUGA
This is a messenger RNA of Bacidia gigantensis, 864 nucleotides long. RefSeq lists its product as uncharacterized. Bases 1 to 864 code for a protein of 287 amino acids. The transcript is spliced from 2 exons. NCBI's taxonomy places the organism in Eukaryota, Fungi, Ascomycota, Lecanoromycetes, Lecanorales, Ramalinaceae. Gene Ontology annotation, biological process: retrograde vesicle-mediated transport, Golgi to endoplasmic reticulum. The record is from RefSeq and is a predicted model, not a curated record.